Molecule: messenger RNA, 3743 nt
Organism: Odontomachus brunneus
Lineage: Eukaryota; Metazoa; Arthropoda; Insecta; Hymenoptera; Formicidae
Gene: Achl
Product: la-related protein 6-like
Exons: 5
Coding region: 1389-3020 (543 amino acids)
Biological process (GO): RNA processing
Cellular component (GO): nucleus
Molecular function (GO): mRNA binding
Source: RefSeq, a predicted model, not a curated record
GAAGGCCAGUAUGCCAGUGCGAGCGAGUGCGCUCUUGUACGAUCUCCCGGUGUACAGUUCGCACCUUCGCAAAUCGCUUCUCUCUCAUCGCGCCGCUUCAAGAGGCCCCCCGUCGAGUCCUCGAGUCGGCGACUCCUCCUCGUCGGCGCAAUUUCGAUAUACGUCUCGACCCUCCUUCGCACGCAUUUUAACGCAGUGAUGUGCGUCGGCGUGAUGUUCGGUGCGCCCACGUCCGCGAGGAGAAGCGCGUGACGAUUCCUCUCGUUUUUGUCGCGAAGCAAAGUCGAGCAGCCGCCGUUAGCGAAGAGAGGUAACGUCCUCUUCACCCUCUGCGCUUCCACGUCGAGUCUGCACACAGACAGGUGCAUGCUGCACUCGAAUAAAUGUUACUUGCUUCAAGUGUUCCAUAAGUUGACGCGUCCGUGAAUCACAGGUCCAUCGUAAGCGAUAAAUUUACUCGAAGCACAAAGUCGGAUCAACUUUUCCAGUCUUGCAAUAUUUUUGUAAAGAGACACUGCGAUACAUUCUUCCUCUGAGUACAUGCUAAUCAACUUUUCUCAAACUUGUGAUGAAUAUAUUUCGAAGAUUGCUAUGUAGAGAAGAUAUUUUUCGUUGAAAAUAAUCAUUACUUAAAAGAAGUAAAAGGAGCAGAUUGAAUAAUCGCAGAAAGUAGAACGAUAUUUUUCUGCGUAUACCUCGACGUCGCGUGUCGUUCUAGUCGAUUCUAUCUAAAGUAACGUUUUGUUUAUUAACAAGUACACUUCACAUAAAUAUAUUACUGCAAAUCUAUGCAUGGUUGCGUUAAUGUAAUACAGAAAUACAUCGGAAUAGAAGCAAACCGCGUCGCGAGGUGUAGAUAUUGUCGCGAAAUAAAUAAAUUUCCACGAAUCGCGCGAGGAGAAAAAUCGAAAACGAUUCGAUCCGCGACAGAGUUCAAGAUCACGGAAAAUUGAACAGUAUGUGAGUGCACCGGAUACUGAUAAAUUGCACAUCACUGUACGCGAUACAUUAAUCACGUCGCUCGAUGAACAUUGUUGUCUCACAACUAUUCUCAUCCAUUUUCCCGUCCGUAUAUUGAUGUCGACGGGGCUGGCGGCGAUAGUGACCGUGAGUUUUCUGGUUUAGCGUUUAACGUAAUCGCGCCCCCGUUGAGAGAUCCGUACCGAGUCGGGGAACGUUCGAGCGGGCACUCCUCAAGCCGAGAAAGAAUGUGAGGCUUUUGCCGCGGGGGGAGAGGACGGCCGUCAACGGUGUGUCUUCAAAUGUAACAAGGAGGCGCAGACUUAGAACUCACGCGCGAACAAUACGAAAGGUCGCUAAGCGGUUUUCGCUUUGUCACGUCUUCCUAGAGAACUCACAUCUUCAAAUUUCUUUGCUGCGACACAAGGAUGGAGCUGGAGAUACACCAAGAGUCGAAGGAUGGGAUUGGCAGCUUGCCGUUCGUGCCGCCUCCCAUGAAGAAAUCCGAGACGAGGGACAGUAUCUCGUCCGUCGACAGCGACGUAAGUCUCUCGUUCGACAGGAGAGGUUCCAAGGGCGAGGAGGCCGAUCUGUCGGACUACGACAGCGAGAUCAGGCCCCCAAAGGAAGAGAUCGGCGUCGACCAAGACUCAGGCGCGGACUCCUUGGACGACUCGACGCCGAAGGAGCUGGCGAACAGCCGGGAACAACAACAGGAGCCAUCAAAGGUUCCCGUUUCUGAAAGUACCGCGGACGAUUUCGUGCCGCCGAGCGACGACUUAGCCGACAAGAUCUGCGCCCAGGUGGAGUUCUACUUUUCCGACGAGAACAUCGUGAAGGAUGCUUUCCUGCUGAAGCACGUGAAGAGGAACAAGGAGGGCUACGUGUCUCUCAAGCUGAUAUCCAGCUUCAAGAGGGUGAAGCACCUCAGCAGAGACUGGAGAGUGGUCGGCGCGGCCUUGGCGAGGUCCAAGAAGCUGGAGGUGAAUCCGCAGGGUACUAAGCUGCGCAGAGUGGAUCCCUUACCGCCCUUCGACCAGACGGCGCCCUCCAGGACCAUCUUGGCGGCGAGGCUGCCGGUGGAGAAGCUCACGGUCGAGUCGGUCGCCGAGAUCUUUAAGCCCUGCGGUGAAAUCGCGCUCAUCAGGGUGCUCAGGCCCGGGCACCCAGCACCCUCCGAGGUACGACAGGCUAUCUCGAAGAGGCCAGAACUGGCGUCCAGCGAGGAGUGCGCCAUGGUCGAGUUCACGGACUCGAAUUCUGCGCGGAUCGCCAUGCAAAUGACGACCUUGGGUGACGCCAAGGUAUUCGAGCUGCAUCAGUCGGCUGACAAGAAGAGGAAGCAUCAGCCCACGAAGAAAAGUGUUCUUAAUAGAGUGACUAGGGAGGAUAACUACAAUUCGUCCAGUUGUCCAAGCGGCUCUGAACCGGAGGAUGGGCGAAUGAGGCACAAGAAAAGCGUCCCAGGAUACCCGAUGUAUCACAUCCACGCGGGUUAUCCUUUCCAAGCGGGGCCGCCUUCACCUGACGCAUGGUUAUCACGGAAGCUCUCCUCCUGCUCCGUAUCCAGUUCGGACAACAGCUUCAUGUUUCGGCGCUUGUCCUCCUGCUCCGGCUCCGGCUCCGGCUCGGACACUGGUAGACGUUACUCCACGUGCUCGUCCAGCUCUGAGACACCCUUCUUUCAUCCGGGCUACCCGGGUAACUUCUACCAUCAUGAGAGUCGCCGGUACUCUUGCUGCUCUUCCACCGGUUCUCCCAUGGAAUGCGGAGGGGGUUGUUACGUCACGAGCCGUCGCGGCUCGGCCGACUACGGGCCGUUCCUGAGAAGAAUGUCGACGUGCAGCCGCGAUUCCGGUUACGACAUGAACAUACGGAGAUUGUCUCUGUGCUCCUCGGGCUCGGAGCAAAAUGGAUUCUGUCAGUCAAGGAGUAACAACGGCAUCGCGAUGACGCAUCUACCCGAGAACGUGACGAGAAUGCCGUCAGGACCUGACGGCACUCGCGGCUUCUUCGGCCGCUCCGCGAGGAUGCCGGUACCCAUAGAACCCACUUGUUGAAUAUCGCUGAAGGGCUCACGUCCUCUCGCAGCGGGGCUAAUCCGAUUACGUACUUAUUAAUAUCGAUACAUAUCAAUACCUGCUCGAGCAUCGUGUUGCGUCGAGUCGAGUCACAGGUGACUUCCCACGAGGAUAACAACCAUGUCUCCAUCCGAGGAAAUUAUCUCUAUCAGAAGCUACCUUUCCUAUCAGCCGAGAACAUAAGUCAUUCAUAUUGUCUCAAAAUAUACAUCAGAUCGGACUCCGUUAUAGGCCUAAUUUAAUAUUUAAUUAUUCAUAUCUGAAGUAUUAUAUAUAUUAGAGAGUGCGAACUAUUCGAAUUUGAAUCGAGUCGAAUCAAAUCAAGUGAAAUUCGAUUUUUUUUUAUUCAAAAUCGAACCCCUAUGAUUCGAAUCCGAAUAAUUCGAAAAUUUCGAAUCGAAAAAAUUUGAAUACAGAUCGCGUACAAAAAACUAUUAAAAACAUCCAACUUUAUGGGAAUUAUUAUGAAAAGUUUACUUGAAAAGUUUGCUAUACAUUAAAAUUUUCUUCAAAAAUAUUAAAAGAAGAUAAUGGCUUCUAGAUAAAUUCUUACCAACUGUCGGAUUAAUAUGUGUCGUUGCGCAGCUUUCAAGGCUGGAACUGUAUUGCAUACACGUUUACCAACUAUAUAUUAUAUAUCCUUAAAAUGAAUUGAUUUCACACGAUCAAUGUUAUCUCUCUCAUAUUGAAAUUACUAUAUUC